This is a messenger RNA of Apus apus (common swift), 3136 nucleotides long. It is a transcript of the gene B3GLCT, whose product is annotated as beta 3-glucosyltransferase. Gene Ontology annotation, cellular component: membrane. NCBI's taxonomy places the organism in Eukaryota, Metazoa, Chordata, Aves, Apodiformes, Apodidae. The record is from RefSeq and is a predicted model, not a curated record. Bases 144 to 1679 code for a protein of 511 amino acids. Gene Ontology annotation, molecular function: acetylglucosaminyltransferase activity. The transcript has 15 exons.
CGGAGCGGCCCCUCUGCCCGCCCGCCCGCCCGGCGGCACCGACACCCGCCGGGGCUGCUCGCCCGCGCUCUUGCGGCAGAGGCGGGCAGCCGGAGCCCCUCUCCUCCUUCUCCUCCUCCCCCCACCGUGCGGCCCUUGCCAAGAUGUCUCGGGAGCCCGGCUGCAGCCGCUGGCCGCUUUUCGCUGCGUGCGCCUGCCUCUUCCUCCUGCCGCCGCUCCUCGCACGGGCUUUUGCUGUAGGUGUAGCUCCUGGAGCUGCAGAAGAUGAGACUGAACUACCAGUGCUGCAGAAAUCUGAAAAAAGUGGAACAAUUAGUAAAAUAAGCAGAGAAUUAAAAGAAAUUGUAUUUGUCAUCCAGAGUCAAAGUAAUUAUUUUCAUUCCAAGAAAGCAGAAGAUCUAAAAAGAGAUAUUUUAAAACAGGCUGCAGAUCUUGGAAAGGAAUUACCUGUGGUUCUGCUUACUCAUCAGAUGGAAGGGCAUGAAGGUGCAUGGACAAUAUUACCAUUAAUGAGAGACUUCUCUGUUACCUAUGGUAGGAACUCCACAUGGAUUUUCUUCUGUGAAGAAGAUACAAGAAUACAAGUUGUAAAGCUGCUAGAAACACUUGGAAGAUUUGACGGUUCUAAGGAGUGGUUUUUAGGUAAAGCAUUAUAUGAUGAAGAAUCUACAAUAAUUCACCAUUAUGCCUUUGCUGAGAAUCCUACAGUCUUUAAAUUUCCAGAUUUUGCUGCUGGUUGGGCACUUAGCAUUCCACUUGUUAACAAGCUUGCAAAGAAGUUGAAAAGUGAACCACUCAAGUCAGACUUUACAAUAGAUUUAAAGCAUGAGAUUGCCCUGUAUAUUUGGCAGAAAGGGGAAGGACCCCAUCUUACUCCAGUGCCUGAGUUCUGCACAGAUGGUGUGAGCUCCUAUAAGGCUGAUCAUUGUGCAACAACAUUCAGUAAUUUUCUGCCGCUUUGUGGAGAGCCAGUGAAAAAGGAAGAUGUCUUUGUUGCUGUAAAAACGUGUCAGAAAUUUCAUGGAGACAGAAUACCAGUGGUAAAGCAGACUUGGGAAAGGGAAGCUGCCCUUAUUGAAUACUACAGUGAUUAUGCAGACAACUCCAUUCCUACUAUAGAUUUAGGCAUACCUAAUACUGACAGAGGUCACUGUGGGAAAACUUUUGCCAUUUUGGAAAGGUUUUUGAAUUAUAGCUCUCCCAGGACUCCUUGGCUAGUCAUAGUGGAUGAUGACACACUGAUAAGUAUCUUCAGGCUCCGAAAAUUGCUGAGCUGCUACGACCCAAACGAACCGGUGUUUCUUGGAGAGCGUUACGGUUAUGGCUUGGGAACUGGAGGAUAUAGUUAUAUCACUGGUGGUGGAGGGAUGGUUUUCAGCAGAGUAGCUGUUCAGAAACUACUUGCUAGUAAAUGCCGGUGUUACAGCAUGGAUGCCCCUGAUGAUAUGGUGCUUGGGAUGUGUUUCAGUGGCUUAGGAAUCCCAAUAACACACAGUCCACUUUUCCAUCAGGCACGGCCAAUGGACUACCCAAAAGACUACCUUUCUCACCAAAUUCCAGUAUCAUUCCACAAGCAUUGGAAUAUUGAUCCAGUGAAGGUAUAUUUCACAUGGCUGGCACCAAACACAGAAGAGUCAGUUAAUGGAAAGAAAGUUGGAUAUAACAGGGAGGAUUUAUAAACAGCAGAAGACGAGAAGAGUUGAUGAAUGUAUCUCAGAUGAGAGACAGUCACUACUGUGAUUUUUGUUCUGUUCUCACCUUGUUCAUCUGUUCAUGACAUAGAAGCCAAUGUUUUGUUCCUUCUUGUUACAUUCUUUCAGAGCAAGGGAAGAAGGCACCUGAUGGGCUUUUUGAUCCUUUGUUAUACUUGGUUUCUUUCUGAAAGUUUUGGGAGCUUUUGUAUACCAAUGAACUUGACACACCAUUUAUGUUUGAUGCAACUUGGUCUGUGUUCUGGUUUGGGCUUUGAGUCAGACAGCACCCAUUUAUAUCUCUCCUUUGUUCGCUCAGAAGCUGAAGUGAGAUAUUUGGGAGCCUAAUGCUGAACAUGUGUUGACUGUUUAUUGAACAUAUCUGUCAUUGGCCUACAGAAAACAGGUCCCUGUUCUGGAACAGGUUCCUGCUAAAGCAGAGAGGAGGCUGUGACCAGGAGCUAGAUUGUGUGAGGGCUACGUUCUUUUCCCCUCAUCUCAAAUAGAAAUAUUGUACUUUUCAGGGCUAGGUGGACCAAUCUGUGAACCACUGUUGUACCUUCAAGUUUAUUAGCAUUUUUGAGGAAUGUCGUGUUCAAAAUCGAAGGAAAAGGUUAAGGACAGGGAUUUCUUAAGCGGCCACGGGAGGUCACUGUGGCUCCAUCAGAAACCUAAGUCACUGUGUAUGUAUUUGGCAAGUAUAAAUGUAACUCUUAAAGAUUAUUGCAGAACUAACACUUCAGUAUUUUCUGAUGUGUGCAUUCUGAGAGUAUAUGGAUGCCAGCUUUAAUAUUCUGUAGUAUUCCUAAUUUAUAUCAUCAAGAUAAGCAAUUUGAAGCAUACAUGCAAAGAGGGAUUCAUGUUUAAAAAGAUCUCAAUUCUUUUUUCUUUGAGUAAUUCACUUUUGUAAAAAAGUUUGUACAAAAACUAGCUCAAGUAUGUUCUGAACUAAUUUCUAUACUGUAAAACAGCUCCUUUUAAGAUGACAGCAUAUGGCACUUGUAUGCUGUUAUUUAACUUUGCUUGCUGUAUUGUCACCAAAUACGGGGGUUUAAGCCAUAUUGUUGAAGUAAUUUGUGUGAUAUUUUCCUGUAGUAGGUUAAAAAUUGAUUCCGCUCUGAAGUAAUGCAGUACUAGUCAAAGUAGGAGAACCACUGAUUGCUGUUUCAGAAAUUACUGAAGUUGUAUAAAAAUUUGUUUGUGGGUUUAGCUUGUGGAACUUUAAGCAUUUGGAUAGCAAGCAUCUAUUCAUAAUAGAUUCAAGUUCUGAUUAAACAGGAGCAACCCAUAUUAUAUCUUUUUUCUUCCCACUAUCAGUGCCUUGAACAGUAGACAUUUUACUGAUACCGCAGGUAUGUCCUCUGGUAGGAUGGGUGAAUUGUUAAUUAUGUUUACUGUUUAGAACUGUGAGAGCUGAAAACUGAAUAAAAGCUUUCUUCUUUUAA